AUGGCCGACGACGAAGGAGUUGAUGGGUUAGUAAUUGUAAGGUGAAAAAUAUAUAUUUUCAUGUAUUUCUGUAUUUCUAACAAGAAAUGUAUUUCACUCAGGUUUGAUGAUGAUGUUGAGCAAUAUGAUGAUGAGGAACCACUGGAAGAUGUCGACGAUUUAGAGGUAUUUUAAAUUGAAGUAUUGAACAUCAGAAGUGAUUCAGAACAUGUUUAAUUACUUCAAUAAUGCAUGUGGCUUUAAAACAUUAAAUGUUUCGCUCGGGCCACCCCAUUGAUCCAGACAGUGAUGUACAUUAAUAUACAACAAAUGCAUGCAACAGCAUAAACAUAAAUAAUAUACUAAUAUUGAAUAUGCCCAGGGACGCCGGAACUGGGGGGGCGGCUGCCCCCCUUGCCUUUUGCUAGGGGGGGCAGGGGGGGCAGAAGUGCCCUUUUAGUUGUAAAAUAAUAUGUGAUAAAUCACAUUUCCAACGAUGCUUUUUGUGGGAAAAUCACGAGAUUCAGGUAAUUUAUAGUUUAUAUUUAUAAAAAUUUUGGGAAAUUUUUGGAAUUUAGAAAAAUAUUUUGAAGAAAUGGCGAAAAUUUAAGAUAUCCGGAAAAAUUUUGGCUUCACGGAAAAUUUUUGUAUGUCCGGAAAAAAUUUUUGACCCCUAAAAUGGUACACUGACCGAAAUUUUUUUGGCGACGGGGGGGGGGGUCGCCAAAAAAUUUAGCAGUGAAAAAAAAAUUUUCAGUAAAGGUGCCCUUGGUGUGCGUCCGCCCCCCUUUGCCCUAUUAUCGUUCCGGCGUCCCUGAAUAUGCCCGACUGGCUGAUAUAGAAAACAUCAAAAUUGCAUGCCCGAGAUAUCUCGGUUUGCACGAUACAAACUUUCCAGUUUCCACACUGACACUGGAUGGGAAGUAACAUUUCUGAUUCAUGUGCUUGAACGGGUGUUCGAUGCGGGGGUUAGGGUGAAUAUUAUGGUGUUAUUAAGAGAUUACGGCACCGGAUGCCAGGUUUAAUUAUUGGUCAACAUCAGGUGCCCACAACUAACCCCUGGCAACUCUGCAGGGUCAGGACUUCGGAUAAAAUAGCUCUUUAAUAAAUUAGAUAUUGCCAAAAUUACCUGCACUCUCAAACUUAAUUUCAUGACUUUGUAUAGCCUGUUGAUGAUGGUGGUGGAUUUGAAAUCUUACCAGAAGGGGAAGAGGGUACAGAAUCAGCAAAACGGGUUACCACACCCUACAUGACAAAAUAUGAAAGGGCUAGAGUUCUUGGUACGAGAGCCUUACAGAUAAGUAUGGGAGCACCAGUCAUGGUAGAGCUUGAGGGUGAAACAGAUCCAUUGCAAAUUGCUAUGAAAGAAUUAAAAGCACAGAAGAUACCAAUCAUUAUUCGUCGGUACAUGCCAGAUGGAAGUCAUGAAGACUGGGGCAUUGAUGAACUUUGUACAUGA
Paramuricea clavata is the source of this 1438-nucleotide messenger RNA. The record is from the annotation of a GenBank genome assembly. NCBI's taxonomy places the organism in Eukaryota, Metazoa, Cnidaria, Anthozoa, Malacalcyonacea, Plexauridae.